ACUAACUCUCAACUCUAGGCAGAUUAUUAGUGUUAACCCACUAGUAAAACAAGAGAUUUUGCAUGGGAUUGUAGUCGUACCUUAAUAACAACCCAAGGCAUGGCAAAAACAGUUGUCUCACAAAGGAAACAUGGUGAUGCAGGAUUAGAAGCUCCCAGAAACAGUUUGGACCUGUUAGGACAAACCUGUGCCCCCGGGGGUGGUGUUGGAGACUAUCUACCGGUAUCCCCUAAAAAAACAAACACCACUUUUCUCUCUCUUUUAUAUGAUUGGCUUAUUAUUCCUUGGAUGUUUCCUUUUUUUCAGUACUCGUAUGAACUGUUUAAACAUGAAUGGUCAAAGAUUCAUAGAGAGGAAGAGGAUUCAAUGAAGAACAAAUUCGUCAGCAGAGAAACAACGACAACAAACAAUAAUAGAGUACCAAACACCAGAAGGACAACUCCAAGUGUCGUGGCCAGACUCAUGGGAAUGGAUAUGGAUAUGUUUCCAUCUUCAGUUCAAAACCAUCAAAGGAAACAAGUUCGAAACAACUUCAAUACGAAAAACGAAAAUAACAUGAAGACUCAAGAAGACAUCCAUCAUGUUAUUAUUAAUCAUCGCAGCCAUCGUCCAGAACAUCCCCAAGAGGAAGAACUGCAAAAGUUUAAGAAAGAAUUCGAAUCUUGGCAGCAAACAGCAAGAUUUAAGAGAACGAUUCCUGAACAAAAAAUGCAUGCCCAAGAGACCCUCAAACGUGAAGAAACUGUUCUUUAUUCUGAUUCUAGAAGAAGAAGAAUAUCAAAUGAGAAGCCUAUUAAAGCACUAGAGGAUCAAAGGUUUGGAAACUCUUCUUCUGGCCCAAAUAAGAUAGUUUUACUAAGACCUGGAUCUACAGACCGGUUAGCCGAUAGUGAAGAAGAAUCUUGGGUAGGCGGUUCAUCUAGUACUAAUAGUAUAGAAGAGUUUCUUGAAGAGGUAAAAGAACGUCUAAAGUCUGAGUUUCAAGGGAAGUACUGUCACAACAAAAGGGGAACUAGUGAAAAGCCACUAGAUGCAAUGAAGAAGAAGCAGAUAGAAAAACAAAUCAGAGAAAGUGAGAUUCAAAUCAUCAAUGAAACAAAUUCUUUUAGGCAUGCUCCUGAUGAUAGUGUCCACAUAAUGCACCAUCAUAGAGAACCGUCUCUCAUCAGGUCUUUGUCGGCCCCUGUAUCAGGAACAUCAUUUGGCAAGCUCCUUCUAGAAGACCCUCAUGUUCUAACUGGAGCACACAUCCAGAGGAAACAUGAAGCAGUUGAGAAAAAGAUGAAGAAGAAGAAGAAAAAUAAGGAAAAAUUGGAGAUCAAGGAAACUGUUUCCAACUUCAAACAGAGUUUCACACUUGGAGGACAGCUGUUUCGAAGAAGGUUUCAAUCUGCAGAUGAUAUGUAUAGCUGCAGGAACGAUAUCAUGAGCGGACCAACAGUUGUCAUGAACUAUGGAAACAUAAUACAGGAAAACGCUACAGAGGUGCCACCAAGUCCUGCAUCUUCUCUAUCAGAAUUAUCUCCACAAAGAGAAUCCUCACUGCCACAGGUUUUUAGAGAGAUCAACUCAAAUCUAAGCGAGCUUAGGAGACAACUGAAUGCUCUAGAUGCUGGAUCGGAAGAGGAUGAACUUCCGGAAGUAGAUAUGAUGGAGGAGAAUCAAGCAGAAACUUACAUAAGAGAAUUGCUGAUUGUUUCUGGUCUAUAUAACUACUACAACAACACUAUUACUACUACAUUGUCAAGGAGAGGAGAAAAACCGAUUAACAAUCGAGUUUUCAAAAAAGUUGAAAAAUCAUACAUGAACAAGAGCAAGAAUAGUGAGGAUUCCAAAAUGAACCGUCAACUUCUAUUCGAUUUGACAAACGAAGCUAUUGUUGAACAAUCCAUGACGAGUAGGAGCAAGUUAUUGAGUAAUAAUGUAUGGGAGAGAGUUCGAACUUACUUGUAUCCGAUUCCAGAAGACAAAUUCCGUUACUCGAUUGAUGGUAUGGUGAGGCGUGACCUGAGAUCUGCACCGUGGAUAAUGCUGGUGAAGGAUGAGGAGAUCGAUUAUCUGGGGAAAAUGAUGGAGAAUCAGAUCAUAGCACGUCUGAUCGAAGAAGUAGUUAAGGAUCUUCAGCAGUUACAUUUAGAAAGACGAUGGAGAAAGUAUAAUAGAUAG
Messenger RNA from Impatiens glandulifera, 2166 nucleotides. RefSeq lists its product as uncharacterized. The coding region runs from base 100 to 2166 and encodes 688 amino acids. Lineage: Eukaryota; Viridiplantae; Streptophyta; Magnoliopsida; Ericales; Balsaminaceae. The record is from RefSeq and is a predicted model, not a curated record. The transcript has 5 exons.